ACAUAUAUAUCAUAAUCGAUGACUGAGAGGGGUCAAAAGCCUUGAGGAUUUGUCUACCCACAUGCUCUCCCAAACUAAAUUUCAGUUAUUCAAGUUCACUUCCCUCCAUUUCCUCUCAAAGCCACUCCACUUAUCUACCUCCUCACACUUCACCAAGAAAUCAUGCAUAUUCCUUCUCAAGAACUGCAAAUCCAUGCAACACCUCAAACAAAUCCAAACCCAGAUCCUCCGAACUGGAUUCCACCAAAGCGGCGACACCCUCAACAAGUUCAUGGUCUGCUGCACAGACCCAUCGAUUGGAAAUUUGCACUACGCGGAGAGAAUCUUCAAUUACAUUGAUAUCCCAGGUUUGUUCAUAUACAAUCUCGUGAUCAAAGCAUUUACGAAGAAUGGUAGUUUCAGGAAAGCUGUUUUGCUCUUUAGACAAUUGAGAGAGGAGGGGUUGUCUCCUGAUAAUUUUACGUACCCGUUUGUUUUUAAGGCUAUUGGAUGUUUAGGGGAGGUUCGGGAGGGUGAAAAGGUUUAUGGGUUUGUGGUGAAGAGUGGACUUGAGUUUGAUACUUACGUUUGUAACUCACUCAUGGACAUGUAUGCUGAAGUGGGUAGGGUUCAGAAUUUGAGGCAGGUGUUUGAGGAAAUGCCUCAGAGAGAUGUGGUUUCUUGGAAUGUUUUGAUUUCUGGGUAUGUGAAGUGUAGGAGAUAUGAGGAUGCGGUUGAUGUUUUUCGGCGUAUGCAACAGCAGAGUAGUUUGAGGCCUAAUGAAGCUACUGUUGUGAGCACUCUUUCAGCUUGUAUAGCGUUGAAAAUGUUGGAACUUGGGAAGGAAAUUCAUCGUUAUGUUAGAGAGCAACUUGGAUUCACUAUUAAAAUAGGGAAUGCAUUGGUAGACAUGUACUGUAAGUGUGGGCAUUUGAGUAUUGCCCGAGAAAUUUUCAAUGACAUGCCAAUCAAAACUGUGAUUUGUUGGACUAGUAUGGUGUCUGGAUAUGUAAAUUGUGGUCAGCUUGAUGAAGCCAGAGAACUCUUCGAGAGAAGUCCAGUCAGAGAUGUUGUUCUUUGGACGGCUAUGAUUAAUGGGUAUGUGCAGUUUAACCGUUUUGAUGAUGCAGUAGCCCUCUUUCGAGAGAUGCAAAUCAAAAGGGUCAGUCCUGAUCGGUUCACAUUGGUUGCUCUUCUCACUGGUUGUGCUCAGUUGGGAACUCUGGAGCAAGGGAAAUGGAUCCAUGGAUACAUAGAUGAAAAUAAAAUUAUGAUAGAUGCAGUUGUUGGUACAGCUCUCAUUGAAAUGUAUGCAAAAUGUGGGUUCAUAGAGAAAUCACUGGAGAUUUUCAAUGGUUUAAAAGAAAAGGAUACAGCUUCAUGGACCUCAAUCAUUUGUGGGCUGGCUAUGAAUGGCAAGACAAGCAAAGCACUUGAGUUAUUCGCAGAAAUGGUACAAACUGGUGUUAAACCUGAUGAUAUCACCUUCAUUGGUGUUUUAAGUGCUUGUAGUCAUGGAGGAUUGGUGGAGGAAGGUCGGAAACAUUUUAGAUCCAUGACCGCAGUUUAUCAAAUUGAGCCUAAGUUAGAACACUAUGGGUGUCUGAUUGACCUCCUUGGUCGUGCUGGGCAGUUAGAUGAAGCAGAGGAGUUGAUAGAGAAGAGUCCAAAUGUAAACAAUGAGGUUAUAGUUCCACUUUAUGGUGCUUUGCUUAGCGCUUGCAGAACCCACGGCAACGUUGAGAUGGGUGAAAGAGUGGCUAAACGGCUUGUGGGUAUUGAAUCAGGUGAUUCCAGUGUUCAUACGCUUCUUGCCAAUAUCUAUGCUUCUGCAGACAGGUGGGAAGAUGUAACGAAAGUGAGAAGAAAGAUGAAAGAUUUGGGCGUAAAGAAGGUACCUGGGUGUAGUUCAGUUGAGGUUAAUGGCAUUGUCCAUGAAUUUCUGGUUGGAGAUGCAUCUCACCCAGAAAUGAGGGAGAUUUAUUCUAUGCUGGAUAGUAUAGCUAAGCCGUUGUUGGGUUUAGAUGAAAAUGAAAUGGAGGGAGAAAUCCCAGUUCCUGUACUUUUGUGAUGAAUGGAGCUUUUUUUUGCGAAUUUUUCCAGCUCAAAUCGGAAGAUGUGGAAGAUCUGCAAUUUUUCUCGACAUCACACAUUGCUUUUGCUAUUGAAUAAGUAGGUAGAAAACAAAGAGUUUCUCAGCAGUGGAUCCAGCUAUCUAAGAAAAUUUUCUUGCAACGAGGAGAGGCCGUAAAAGGAUUUUUGCUUGAUUUUGUGGCGUUUAGGGUGCUUGUUUGAAGAUGUUGAAGAUUUUGAGAAGAGUAAGACAUUCUUCAGCUAGUUCCAACGCCUCAGCCUGAUUUUUGGAACAUUCCAAAGGUUUGGGCGCUACUUUGUGACCAACCCACACAAUCUGUAGAAGUGGCUCACAGAAAUGGAACAAAAUAUUUUGAUUCCAAUGCUGAAGCUUCAAGGAAUUGUUUGUGCAUAAAAAGAUAAGGUUAUGAUCAUCUGCAGAUAAAACCAUGAAUGAAGCUAGCAGGCUGGAGGUAUAUAUUGAAGAGGACCCUGAGACGCAGCAUGGAAGAGUCACAAUAUUAACCAGGGUAGAAUUACCAAAGACGAGGGGUGGCUGAUACUCCUGGCUGUCUGCAUUUGAUGUGAGGUCCAAGAAUGAGGAAGGGUAGAAUUACUCAAGGCAUUUGAGCUGUGGCUAAAACACUCUUUAAGGCACUCGGCCUUUGCAUUUUGUAUUUAUGAUCAUAUCUUGGUAACAUAUAUAAAAAAUCACUGAAUGCCCUUAAGUGGGAUUUUUUGGGUCCCAUUAGGCAUUAUAACAUAUACUAAUCGUCAAACUGCUCCUUGGCUAUACCUCAUACUUUACUCAUAAAAGGAAUACUACCAGCAGGCAAACAUUCUCCUCCAAGAAAACAUACACUACGAGAACUAUUAAUAUGAUAACAACAUUAUUCUAAAAUAUAAGCAGUAAAGCUAUUGUUUAUUUACUCCACUACCGAAUUGAAAAAACAAAGCUCUAAGCAUUAUGUCACUGGUCACAUAAGGAUUGCAACCUUAUCUCGUUACCAAUGUAACAUAUCUUCUAAAAUGACUCUAGAAAACUAGACCCACCAUUAUAAUGUGAUUUCCAUGCAUCAGCAUCCAGGCUCAAUAAUACAUGGCGUUGGAUCCUGUGAUGGUCACCUACAAAAUUUGGGGUAAAAGCACACCAUUCCUAGGGUUUAAUUUGGAGAAGCCUUUGAAGUCAUAACCACCAUCAUCUUAUCAACACUUUCCAUGGAUGCGGCCGGGGCGUAGUCAUAAUCCCCAUCGUCAUCAUCUCCAUCUCCUUCUGUACGCGCAGCUGGGGCGUAAUCGUAUCCAUCAUCGCCAUCAUCAUCUCCAUCUGUAUGCGUCUUCCACCAUGAGCCAAUGACCUUUUUGGAAAUGGGAAACAUUUUCUAUAUGGAGUUCUGGAACAAAGAAAGAAGAAGAGCAGAAUUGGAGGUGGGUUUCCUUUGACAGGGCUAGGACUUUGUGGAGGUUGGGGUAUUUGGGUUGAAUU
Messenger RNA from Vitis vinifera (wine grape), 3538 nucleotides. Its product is annotated as pentatricopeptide repeat-containing protein At1g31430. The record is from RefSeq and is a predicted model, not a curated record. Lineage: Eukaryota; Viridiplantae; Streptophyta; Magnoliopsida; Vitales; Vitaceae. The transcript has a single exon. Gene Ontology annotation, biological process: RNA modification. Gene Ontology annotation, molecular function: protein binding; RNA binding. Bases 62 to 2050 code for a protein of 662 amino acids.